Saccostrea echinata is the source of this 1064-nucleotide messenger RNA. RefSeq lists its product as uncharacterized. The record is from RefSeq and is a predicted model, not a curated record. The coding region runs from base 169 to 654 and encodes 161 amino acids. NCBI's taxonomy places the organism in Eukaryota, Metazoa, Mollusca, Bivalvia, Ostreida, Ostreidae. The transcript is spliced from 4 exons.
AUCACCAGGAAUAUGGCGGAGACGCUUGAAGAAGCACUGAUCAAAGUAUCCGUCAUUAAACACAAUAAAGGAGUAACAAAUGGCGCCGAUAUUUUGCCGACAGGAGACAUGAAGUAUACCCUCAUUGUAUUUCUCCGGAAUUUUGCUUGAAUUGCUUGUCAAUUCAAGAUGCAAGCCAUGUUUCCCCUGGCGGACCUACUGGAAAAACACCAGACAAGACUUGUGUUUGUCGGAUCUUCAACUCAUGAACAGAUGGAAGAGUUUCUUCGCAGCCCUACAGUUCCUGUUUCCGGUGAAUUAUACACAGACCCCUCUAUUUCCUUGUAUAAGAUCUUCCAGAUGAAGAGUGGGCGUUUCCGGUCCCUUGUUUUGCCUCUAUGGCACGGUGCCAAAAGAUACGGUUUUGGUGGUAUAAUGGAGGGUGUCAGACUAGGAAUGGAAAGUAGGCAUCUGGCAGGGGAUUCUUGGAUUCAAGGGGGCACUGUACUUCUAGACCAAAGUGGAAAUACUUUAUUUCAGCACAAAGAGAAUCAUCCGGCUGAUUGGCCAGAUCUCACCGAGGUAUUACGAACGGUGGGCAUCACUGAAGACAAUGUAGAUUACGACAAGGCGGUUUCCGAAUGGAUGGUAGCACGAAAAAACGCACGGAAAUAAUUAAGUACAAAGAUUUAUUUGUCCUGCAAGGAAGUAUGACGAACUUUUGGUAACCGCUUCAGACGAGCGACCGACAGUUCUGAGUGAAAUAUACUGUAGGACAAAAUACAAAUGUACCAUUAUUUUACCGUUUUUAAGUGGAAUUUUUUAUCUUAAUGAAAAAGUUUUUGAUAUUACAUGUAUGUAACCUGUGGAGUAAAAAUAAAUGCUGCCUGGUUUUCUGGUGGACUGCCUCUUAAAUAUUGCGAAUUACUUUGUUUGAUUAAGGAUAAACCUACAUAGAACUAGCUCUAAGUUGAUUCAGAUAGUGAGUUGAGGCCAUGUGACUUGUUUGUUUUAAGGGUAUUUUUUUUAAUCCAACCUACUACUUUAAAGAACUGAAAAUAAAAAUUGCUUGAACUCUGCAAGAA